This is a messenger RNA of Clonostachys byssicola, 933 nucleotides long. Lineage: Eukaryota; Fungi; Ascomycota; Sordariomycetes; Hypocreales; Bionectriaceae. The record is from the annotation of a GenBank genome assembly.
AUGAUUAUCAUUUCGGCAACUGGCGAGCAGUUAUACCCUGUGAACCCCGGAAAGUAUCCGGAAUCAUGGAAACCCAAAGACAAAAAGGACAAAGCAUGGAAACAAACCUAUUUUGACCACAUGGACAGGAUAAAGCAAGACUAUAAGGAAAAGGGAGUUCUUCAGGCGCCACUGAUUCAAGACUUGCAUGGACUUCUUCCGGUGCAAGAACCUUCACCUUCUAGCAAGGAUAUUGAUGACAAGAAGAAAGUGAUUUACGUGAAGAAGAACGAAAAGGACAACACGGUAUCGUUUUCGAGGAUCGAUCUCACUUCUUUAAACACGUACAAAGCUGCGGGCUGGGAGCUAUGGCAGCCUACUCCGAGACCAGCGGAGAAUUUUACGGACAAGGAGACUCGAUUGAUUCCUGGGCUAAAAGAGUCACACCCAGUGUCCGAAAGUCUCAAGGAAACAGCAGUUCUCUUUUCGAAGGGCAUCCAGAUCUCCGCCGUAUGCGAUGGCCUUGAUUGGCACCCAGGGCAACUACUGGGACCUGACUCAAGUGCUGAGGCCCCAAUCUCCAAGACACCAACAUUCAUGCUCCCCUCCGAGUCUGGGAACAACCUCGCGUCGGCCACCUCUCGUGGGCAUAUCCACACACACGACCGGCCAAAGCUUGUGGGCGCAGGCUGGGGGGACUACGACCUCUUUUUUGAAUGGCAACUUCACGGUCGCGUACUAGAUGUGAACGAUCUAGAGGAGAAAACUUGGAAUUACAGGGACGAAGUAUCAAUCAACUUUGUUCCUGCUUCUGUCUUGGAGGAUGGAGAAGAAAAAUCAAUGUCUUCUUAUGAUCCUGGUUACCCCUUCAAGACGCCUCCACCCCUCUACAUGAAAGCAACAGGGAGGGAACGGGAAUGGAAAGAUCCAGGAAGGUAUACGGGCGGUUGGUAA